Messenger RNA from Iphiclides podalirius (scarce swallowtail), 2697 nucleotides. Lineage: Eukaryota; Metazoa; Arthropoda; Insecta; Lepidoptera; Papilionidae. The record is from the annotation of a GenBank genome assembly.
AUGGUUGAUUCGUCGCCAACUCCUGAUAGUACUUCGUCAGAGGAUUCUCCAGGUCCUAGUGUGGCGCAAAGUGUGGUCAGUACAUCUGCUGGUCCAACAUCAACAACUAUAGGCGGAAGGGGAAGAGUUGCUGCAAUGAUGCUAGCAAAAAUGCAGCAUAAGCCUAUAGAUAAGAACCCUACAUUUUUACCUGCUGCAGACAUGAGCCCUAAACCAUUAACCUCAGGUGGUGCAGGCAGAGGAAUAAAGCUAUUACAAAAUUUAAAAUCUCAGAUGGCUCAGAAACAGUCACCAGUUGGAGUUGAAGAAGUUAAGCAAGUAACAGAUAAAAUGGCAGAAAGUACAAUUUCUUCAGUACAAUCUACAUCAGUUGCAAAGAAUAAGUAUUUUAGAGAAGUGAAGAACACACCACCUGUUGUAAAAAUGGGUGAAUUUGGGACUAAAUGUGAUGUUACCGCAAACUUUAUCUACCUCAACUUUGAAGAGAACAAUGUAUUUGAGUAUGAAGUGAAGUUUGAACCAGACCAAGACUAUAAGCAUCUGCGUUUUAAACUACUUAAUGAACACAACAAGUACUUUAAGGAGAAAACUUUUGACGGAACUACUCUAUAUGUUCCACACAUGUUGCCAGAAGAAGCAACAAAAUUAGUCUCUACCAAUCCUUUUGACAAUAGCAGUGUUCAUAUUUCUAUCAUAUUCAGAAGGACACGCCAACUCAGCGAGAUGAUACACAUAUACAACGUCCUAUUUAAGCACAUAAUGAAGGACCUCCAAUUGGUGCGCUUCGGUCGACAACAUUUUAAUGAACGGAGCGCAAUUCAAAUACCACAGCAUAAACUGGAAGUUUGGCCUGGCUAUGUGACAGCGGUGGAUGAAUACGAGGGUGGUUUGAUGUUGACCCUCGACUCGACACAUCGUGUGCUCCGAACACAGAGUGUUCUAUCAUUCAUUAAGGAAACCGUGCAGACCGAGGGGGCGAAUUGGAAGCGAGCCAUGUCCGACAGACUGAUCGGCUGCUCCGUUAUGACAACGUACAAUAAGAAAUUGUUUCGGGUGGACAGCAUAGACGAUUCUAUGAAUCCUCGCUCCACAUUUGAAAAGACUGAAAAUGGCCAACCUGUGAAGAUAAGCUUCGUGGAUUACUACAAGAAGAAUUAUGGCAUUGAUAUUAUGGAUUGGGACCAACCACUACUUAUAUCAAGGGACACGAAGCGAAUGCCGGGCGCGGAGCAGCCCACCGACUUCAUGAUAUGCCUCGUGCCGGAGCUGUGCCAGCUCACCGGCCUCACGGACGACCAGCGCAGCAACUUCCGCCUCAUGAAGGACGUCGCCACAUACACGCGGAUCACGCCCAACCAGCGCCACGCCGCCUUCAAGAAGUACAUCCGGAGCGUGCUGGAGAACGAGACCGCGCGCGGCCGCCUCGCCGGCUGGGGGCUGAGCAUCGCGCCGGAGACGGUGUCGCUGUGCGCGCGCACGCUGCCGCCGGAGACGCUCUACUUCGGCGGCGACGUGCGCGUGCCGGGGCGGCCGGGCGCCGACUGGGGCGCGGACGCCACUCGCAACCCGGUCAUGCAGGCGGUCGACGUGCUCCGCUGGGUGGUGCUCUUCACGGACAGGGACAAGAACGUCGCGACGGACUUCGUGGACACUAUGAAGCGGUGCUGUGGGCCGAUGGGCAUUAAUGUGAACAGCCCCGAGAUGGUGAGGCUGCCUAACGACCGCACCGACUCCUACGUGGCCGCCCUAAGGAAGACCAUCUCCUCACGGCUGCAGCUGGUCGUGGCAAUUUGCCCCACGAUGAGGGACGACAGAUACGCCGCGAUAAAGAAGAUAUGCUGCGUCGACUUACCCAUACCGUCGCAGGUGAUAAACGCGCGAACGAUCAUGAACAGCCAGAAACUCCGCUCGAUCACGCAGAAAAUUUUACUCCAGAUCAAUUGUAAACUGGGCGGAACUCUGUGGAACAUUGGGAUGCCUAUGAAGACGGCAAUGAUUAUUGGCAUCGACUCCUACCAUGAUGCGAGCAGAAAGAAGCGAAGUGUAUGCUCCUUUGUAGCGUCGUACAAUCAAUCGAUGACGCAUUGGUAUUCGAAGGCGGUAUUCCAAGAGAAGGGGCAGGAGAUAGUCGACGGCCUAAAGUCGUGCUUAGUAGAUUCUCUGAAGCACUAUCUGCAAGUUAACGGCAGGCUGCCGGACAGAAUCAUUAUUUAUAGAGAUGGUGUCGGCGAUGGGCAGCUGAAACUCCUACAGCAGUACGAAAUACCGCAGAUGCAGAUUUGCUUCUCAAUAGUCAGCACAAUGUACAAGCCGAGUCUCACCUACAUUGUGGUGCAGAAGCGAAUAAACACCAGGAUUUUCUUGAAAUCGGACAAAGGAUUCGAAAAUCCUGCUCCGGGCACAGUUCUUGAUCAUACGAUUACGAGGCGAGACUGGUACGACUUCCUGAUUGUGUCGCAGAAGGUCAACCAGGGCACUGUGACCCCAACACACUACGUGGUGGUGCACGAUGACAGCGGAAUGACCCCGGACCAGUGUCAGCGGAUGACCUACAAGAUGUGCCACCUGUAUUACAACUGGCCAGGCACCGUCCGAGUGCCAGCACCUUGCCAAUACGCCCACAAGUUGGCAUAUCUAGUCGGCCAGAACAUCCACCAGCAGCCCUCCGAAAGCCUCACCGAUAAACUUUUCUUCUUA